UGGAUUGGGACUCUGAGACCCGGGUAAAGGGUCGAAUCUCCAAAAACAAGCAGGUCAGUUCACACCACAUCUAAAGGAAGACAUUAUCAUUGGUCCUUUUAAUCGUGUCGAGAUCAUGUUAUACCAGUCAUCUUCUCCCAGGUAUCUUCCAGGUAGCUAGAGGCAGCUUUGGGAUGCUUUCACCCGUGCCCUCCUCGCAUGACAACUCCUCCUCACCGACUUCGCAACCUCCAGCGCGUAGCCAGAUAUCUGUAGUCGCUUCUGCGUCGAAGACUGUGCUGCACCACUUCAAAAAACAUGUAGGCGUCGGUGUCAUAUGCGCCGUAGGCUAUUUCGAUCCCGGUAAUUGGAGUGUCGACAUUCAAGCUGGCGCUAGCUUUGGCUAUCGACCUAUGCUAUUCGUCAUUUUUCUAGCCGGAAUUAUUGCAAUUGUUCUGCAGGUGUUGGCAGCUAGACUCGGCUGCGUCACUGGUCUGGAUUUGGCUCACCAUUGUAGACUACUUCUUCAUGAUCAUCCAAGACACCCACGGUUGGUCCGGCGACUUGUGCUGUAUCCUCUCUAUGCACUAUGCGAAAUAGCCAUCAUCAGCACGGACCUUGCAGAAUUACUUGGGUCAGCAAUCGGUCUUUGCCUACUUUUUCCAAAACUCCCCCUGUGGUCUGCUGUACUUCUUACUGGUGUCGACGUUUUCAUCUUCCUCAUCAUAGGCGACCCCUCACGAACAGGACGUCCGGUGCGAUUAUUCGAGCUGGUGAUCAUACUAUUGGUUGCAAUGGUCUUUGUAUGUUUCAUCUUGCUACUCGUCAGGGUUCACCCAGACUGGCAACAAGUAUUUUUGGGCUUUGUGCCGUCGGCUGGUCUUCUUCAGGCACAGCCUAACGCAGUUUACACAGCUAUCGGAAUUCUUGGUGCUACGGUCAUGCCCCAUGCGCUGUUUCUGGGCUCGAAUCUUGCAACCCAAGAUCGUGUUUCACAACCGCCCCAGCCACUUCCGACACCUUCCGACACAAGAGAGGUGUCAUUUCUCCAGAGACUUCAGCGGUUUUGGAAGAGUAUCUUAUACAUUUCACGAUCAGAACGUAAUGGCUUGAAAGACUAUACCUCCCGACACGAAUUUCGCCAGAACAACUCGGUAGAAUUCAUUCGCGCUCAUCUUGGCCACGGAACUGUGGAUGUAAUUCUAAGUUUACUGGGACUUGCGGUGCCAAUCAACUCAGCGAUAUUGAUUUUGGCCGCUACUAUGUUUUAUUCGUCUGGGAACGACUCCUCGAUCGGACUGGUCAACAUGCAUACAUUGAUGCUACAAAGCCUUGGUACAGCCGCAGCCUUACUCUAUGCACUCGCCCUCGUCUGUGCAGGCCAAACUGCCAGUGUUACUGCAACGCUUGCGGGUCAAAUUGUCUCUGAAGGGUUUAUAUCGUGGAAUGUAUCCCCAUUCGUCCGCCGUCUUCUCACGCGCCUGAUCAGUCUGAUACCCUCCAUGGUCGUGGCUAUUUCAUCUGGGGGGUCAGGGAUUAACGCUCUUCUCAUUGCAUCACAAGUCGCCCUGUCUGUUGUCCUCCCCUUUGUCGCAUUCCCCCUCAUCUACCUGACCUCGUCAAAAAUGGUGAUGUCUGUUAGAACGCCGAAAAUGAGCCAAGAAAAACUCACGGACGCCUCACCGAUACCUUCCACGCAUCCGGUAUCUGUUUCUGACGCACUGCCUACAUAUCAGCCGCCCUUGCCUGUGCACACUUGCGUUACCGUUGUCGAGCGCAAAAGUGAUGAUCCGAUCAAGCGUUCGUCGACACAGGAACAUGUCGUCGUCGACUACAGUAAUGGAUAUAUUUUUACAGCCUUCGCAUAUACCAUCUGGGUGGUGGUAUUAAUUGCCAACAUUUAUGCGAUUGCGAUGCUUGGAAUGGGACAAACGGGAUAGUGAAUGACAUACGAAUAGAAUUUGUUAUAGGAUACAUCCUCAGGUAGAUAUUAGAAUUUGCAUAAUUAUGCUUGCGGCGCCUAAUCUAUUCUUGCGGACACUUCAC
Suillus paluster is the source of this 2025-nucleotide messenger RNA. Its product is annotated as natural resistance-associated macrophage protein-domain-containing protein. Gene Ontology annotation, molecular function: manganese ion transmembrane transporter activity; cadmium ion transmembrane transporter activity. NCBI's taxonomy places the organism in Eukaryota, Fungi, Basidiomycota, Agaricomycetes, Boletales, Suillaceae. The transcript has 9 exons. The record is from RefSeq and is a predicted model, not a curated record. The coding region runs from base 174 to 1919 and encodes 581 amino acids. Gene Ontology annotation, biological process: intracellular manganese ion homeostasis; iron ion transport. Gene Ontology annotation, cellular component: membrane.